AGCGGGGCCCCGCGGCGGCCGCUCCAGCGGCGCGUACGAACCCAGCCGUGUUCCGGACUCGCGUCCGUUCUCCGAUGGCGGUGACCAGCGUGUGCGUGUACGACGCCGGACUGCGCGGCACCACCACGCGCCCAAGGAAUGCAGCUGCCGGCGACUUGGCCGAUGCGCCGGAUCACGCUGUCGUUGACGGAAAGACUUUUCUGGACGUGAGCGUGAGAAACCCGAUCCUGCAUCACGUGAAAGGGGACCUUCACACGUCGUACGAUAUCGCUAUCGAGACGAACAACAGCAGCUUCACCAUGUCGAGGUCCGUGGUCCGGAGGAGGUAUUCGGAAUUCCGCCAUCUCCGGUCCCUGCUGAACGAGCAACAACCGUCUCUGGUUCCACCACGCAUGCCCUCCAGAACGUUGCUGUUGAAGAGAUUUGACAGCGAAUUCAUCGAAAAUAGGCGCAGGGGGCUGGAGUCUUUCUUAAGACGGGUGCUGAGCGAGCCGCUGUACCUGUCCAACAAGAGCCUGCACCUGUUCAUUCAGACGAACCUGACGAUGGCCGAGAUCGAGGACGUGGUCAGAGGUACGGACGCCGGGAACAGUCCCGAGGCCAGGCCCCCCAUCGUGCUUGCCCUGCGUGACGACGUCUUCGACGAGAUUGGUCCACGCGAGGCCAACUGACACGCAGCAGAGGGAACUCCUGGCGACGACCCUCGCGUGGACUGCUCUCAACCGGCCACACCGCAGCAGCGCCCGCACGACCGAUCCUGUGCAGUCUAUCGAAGAGCCAGUCUGGGUCCGCGCUCUGUAGCUGGACAGGAACCGCCUGGCGAUGCAACGACCACUUUCCCACAGAAGGCCGGCAGCCUGUGUCAGGAGUUCCAAAGCAGCAAUCGGGUGUAGACUGGGAAGAACCGGCAUGGGACGUCACACAACCUACUGGUUCGCGCCAGUAGCUUUGGUAGCGUUGUGCACCAAGACUGAAAUAUAGCUUCACCUAGUGUAGCUACUCUGCAAAUAGAGCUGUACUAACGAUAGUUAGAGGUGCGCCUAUUGAAGAUUUUGAUUUUCAUCGCGUAUUUUCGAACCUACUUUCACGGCUUUGUCAUUAGAACGCCAGGCGCUGUGCAUAUGACUCGCUCGAGAAGGCUGGCGUGCGAACCUGCAGACACGGCUUUUUGUCCCGACCGCUAGAUAGAUGCCGUGGAUUUCGCGCGCCAUUAUUUGGUGCACAACUAUUUCGUGCUGCGUUGCGAAAGCCUAAGCGUAGCUUUCAUGGUGCUGAAGCCCCGCGCUGCUGCGAUAGCACGUGCACGCGACUACCUUUUGCAUUCGCACGUCCCGGUGCAAGUAGCAAUUGAACGUGUUAGAGCACUGCAGAAGCUACGCUAGCCUUUACAAUGUAGCACAAAAUAAUUGACGCCGGGUGUAGAGUCACUGAGUGUGCUCUAGGUGCUACUAAAGCCACUGGAUCCUGGAAAAUAGCGCCAAUUUCUUCAUGUGGUUGUGAUCCAUGCAAUAGUAAGCGAUUUCUCCUUGAGCUUUUCAUUCUUUCGCGAGCCGAUUCAAAUUCGUGGUGACAGGUUGUUUUAGAAAGGCAUUUCUUGUAUACCGAGAUUUUGUUAUUCACACACCGACAAAACAAGCACACACCUUCGCACCGCCACCACAAGCGGCAUCGUUGCCUGGCGGCAUUGAAAAAUAAUUUCCCGGUCUUGACAUACGCAAGAAAUACACAUCGCGACAGAGUUAGCGCGAACACGACAUCGGCGCAUUUUCGCAUUUUACUUCUAAAUAGUAUUAGCGAGCACGAAAUUUUAUCGCUUACUUUUUCGAACUAAAUUAGCUCUUUCCAUAACUUGGAUGACAUCCCUUGGUUUCAAAGAGAAAAACUGAAAAACCGGCGAUCGCUUGUUCACGCUGACAGUGUCGCGCUCUGUACAAUGACAUUUUAAGAGAUGUGUGGAGAUAAGCAUGACUGCUUUUCUUCGCAUCUUUAGUACGAUGGAGGUCCAUGGCGACCUUGGCGCGGCUGGUCCAGAUCAACCCUUUUGAAGCUUCGAAGAUUUGUAUGGACCGAAAUGGCGAUUACCAUGGCAACAAAGACCAAUCAGCCAAUCGAUUUGCGAGGUUUCGGUCGUUCGUAUCUGUUUGUCCUGCUAGCAGGCAGGAAAGUCAAUGGCACUACUUUCCCGUCCAGUGACUUUGGGUGCGCCAACUUUUAUGAUCUAACUCUGGUACAGACGCUUUGCGCACGCGCCAGAUUACAGCCGCCAUUGCUGUCUUUCUCUUGUCUCACCGAGAUACGGAGCCACUGAAACAGUCGUUGACGAGCCUCUACAAAAGCCGAUUCUUGGUAGGACACAGUAGAAUCAAAAAUGGCAAUAACAUGGUUUGCUUUGGUAAUGAUGAAGUGAAGUAAAUAAAAUGAGGGGAUACAAAACUGGAGGUCGGUUGUAGCAGCUCUUAUGCAUAGCUGCUGCUAAGCGUCUACAGACCCUCAAUAAAAUUUGGCUUUCUUGCAAGUUCAGACAACCAUUGUUGUGCAAGCUCGCGAGACGCGUGCCACGAGCGAGUGGUGCUCUGCCAUUCGUUUCCAAGGGCCGCUUAUUUCAGUGCAGCACUAUCAGUUGCUUCCAAGAACGGCACAAUCGAUGCACGUCCUCGUGCACUGGCGUACUUGAUGCUACUUGUAAGUUAAACAACGAACACGCUCAAGGGGCCUUAUACCUCGCUCCAAAGCGGGGCCACCUUGGUAACAUAAAGUCCUUGUACUGCUCCUCAGGCAGUGUGAAAUGUCACACUUUAAUCGACGUCACAUUAAAGCUCCUGUAUUCGUCGCACCAGUGCGACGACAGCAGAGCCUGUCGUAGGAUGAUGCACCACGUGCGCCUAAUCGGUGCUUCAACAGUCAAAACGCACCAAUGUUUUUGUUUGUAUUUUUGUUUGUGUGUAGUGGUUUACGGGCCUGGUGUUCGGUAGGCUGUGUUGGCUAAAAGUCCUUGGUCCUGCUUAUGGGGCAUCUGUCAAGGUACAAGUUGAGGAGUGACCAGGUGUAUCUGCAUCUUGGUUUUUGUUCCCCUCGGUUGUAUGUCGGUGCCCUCUCUUGGUUUUCUUUUCCGUUAUUCUUUAGGGCUGCUUUUAGUUCCAAGCGUACUACCAACUUACCCUAAGAUUGAACCCUAAAGCCCCGUUUACACACUUGCAACCGAGUAGGACCGAAAGAGACAAGACCGGUUUUUGAUCUUCUUGCGACGGCGUACGACCAGAUGCGGUGCUGCGGAGCGGGCCCUACGCCGUCGUAAGAGGCUUUAAAAACAAGUCUUGUCUAUCUCGGUCCUAUACUCGGGUGCAAGUGUGUGAACGACGCUUUACGUAACGGGCCGCGAGGCAGUAGUUGGGGGCACAUGCUUUCUGUGGAAACGCGCCUUUUGCCUGAAAACGGCACGCAUAUUUUCCUGCGCAUCGUCCUGUUUUUCCCGAGUUAGUAGAUAGUUCUUAUGCGAUAACAAUACCUGACGCCGAGCAAGUACUAUUGCGCGUGCAUUCUAUGAUCGGUGUCGCUGGCAGACGAGUCUUUUUGAGAGUUAACUUUCGUGGUACCGGGGCUAUGAAGGAAAUCUGGUGGUAUUGAUUAAUAUAAAUAGUGUAAUUUGAAACUUAGGAUUGUGUUGCACGGUGUUUUUGCGCGGUGCUUGGUUUCAGUAUCGGCUGGGUAUACAUAGUGAGUGAACCAUAUUCUCAAGUGCACAGGAGUAUCCGGCACAGCCAAUGGCCCCUUUAUAACCUACGCCCUCAGGUAUUCAAUAAAUGAAGAACUUGACGUGGCUGACUUCGGGUUGCAUUUAGCUGGCUUGCACUUCUACAGUCAAUACUUAUUUCAGCGACUGCUUUGCAGUAUGAUUUUCGUGUCAUGCUUUUGGCGCUAAAAAUCUGGCCGUGAAAAGGGCAAAACAGCAUAGAGCAUUAAAUAUUCCUUAUUUUGCAUACAUGUUGAAACAUUUUUCCACUUUAUUAUUCCGGAAAGUGCGUCGGUUAGCGUCUCAUCAACCUGCCCUUGGAAAUUAAGCCACAGGGAGCCUCAGGGGGCGGCCCACACGGCUCGAAUUCUGAGCGGAACGUUGGCUCCUGCUCCAGCGCUCACCGCGGGGGCCCUUUUCAAGUACCUCCCAUUGGCUUCGACUACCGCCCUGUCCCGCAAAAUGUGCCGCUCUUUGAACAACUAUAGUCAGUGGCAGAAUGAGAACGGGAGGGUGUGUCGUUCGAACGCCCGGCCUCCAGCACGCGCUCGGUUCCUGCCGUCGUGCUUUGGCUGCAAGCGCGCGUGCUCGAGUUGCAAAGAAGACGCCGAAGCCUCGUAAAAGAUAGGAAGCUUGCGGUGGGCAAAUGAAACUCCUCCCUGCCGCUCUCACCUUGUCAGGCAAUUCCGCGCAGUUUUCGAUAACGUUACCCGCGUUAUCGUUACCGGGCUUCGCUAUCAUAGUGCAGAAAGGGCCUCGAAAGCACAUCAUACAAAAGGCAGUCUGCAGACACUGUCUUCCAAUUGUCUGACGGUCCCAUUGAUCGUACAAAAAACUUUCUGCAGACAUGUCCGAAGCAUGCAUAAAACAAACAAGCUUGGGACAUGCUUGUGGUGUGCCCUUAGAUGUCAUAUCUGCAGCGUGUCCUUUCAAGGAUGUCUGAGCGGUGGUCCACGGACGUUCUA
Ixodes scapularis (black-legged tick) is the source of this 4695-nucleotide messenger RNA. Its product is annotated as sorting nexin-3. The transcript has 6 exons. The coding region runs from base 75 to 671 and encodes 198 amino acids. Gene Ontology annotation, biological process: intracellular protein transport. NCBI's taxonomy places the organism in Eukaryota, Metazoa, Arthropoda, Arachnida, Ixodida, Ixodidae. The record is from RefSeq and is a predicted model, not a curated record. Gene Ontology annotation, molecular function: phosphatidylinositol binding.